Messenger RNA from Diutina rugosa, 642 nucleotides. RefSeq lists its product as uncharacterized. NCBI's taxonomy places the organism in Eukaryota, Fungi, Ascomycota, Pichiomycetes, Serinales, Debaryomycetaceae. The record is from RefSeq and is a predicted model, not a curated record. Bases 1 to 642 code for a protein of 213 amino acids. The transcript has a single exon.
AUGGCCAAACGAGGUCGAGAUGACAGCGAUGAUGAUGAUAAUGAGAGAUACCGCCGCGAUGUCAAUGGCUUCUCGAGCUCGACCCACAGAUCGGAGGCAUCCCCUCGGCGAGGCACCAAGAGGAUGAGACUCGAAGACUUAUUUGAUCUGCUAUCAAUCGAUGAAUCCGAUGACCAUGAAUACGAUAUUCCUGACUACCUCGCUUCGUCUGCUUUUGACAAUUACAUUCAAAACCGCAUUAAUAAAGAGUACACAGAAGAAAUCGAGAAGAGCUAUCAAUUGAUCAAGUGGUUUAACCCGCGAGUGUUGCUCAUAUAUCGUUGGCAAAUGUGGAUGGUACGUCUUUUUAAUCGAUUCAUCCAGAAAUUCAAUGAGAAAAAUGGUACUCGUCUUCCUCGAAUUAAGCGAUAUGAUAAAAUCAUUCGUCUCGUGGCUAAUGGGCAACUCACCCGUGAUGAAUUGGUGAAUAUCAUUGCUCAGGAAACAAACCUAGAGCUCAUAGAUAUACGUCGUCGUCGCCUCAGGCGUCAACGUAAAGACGAGAAGGCUAAAAUACAGGAGUUUAAGGACUUGCUGUAUAAUUAUUGGGAUAACUUGGGAAUUGACCGCGAUAUCGAAAUGCUGCUGGAAAGCAGCUACUAA